AUGGGGACGGUCUACUCCUCGGUAGCUGGCAUGCUGGGUGUCAACCUCCACAAUGUGCAGUUCCCGCAUAGCUCGAUGAUCUGCUGGCACCGAACGGACAGUGAAGAGUACCUGUUCAUCGACGUUGUCCGUCGCGGCAUGCAGCUAUCCAGAGAGCAGGUGUUGGAGGAGUUGAAUGCUGUACAUCCGGACAUGGACCUUCAGAUGCUGGAACCCUUUCCCAGAGCAGGGCUGCUGGGCCGCCUGAUCAAUGGCGCCACCCAUCCGGAAGCCCGCCGGCCAGGGACUGGCUUCGACCUGGUCUCGUUUGAGACACUGGCCUGCUGGGCUCGCAGCGACUGCCGCCUGGACAUGGCUGCGCUCGACGACCUGAUGUCCGCUGUUGCUCGCUCCAGACCGAUGUACGCACGCCGCCUGCUGCAGCAAUUCGUCGAGGCUAACGGCGUGUUACUGGCGGAGAACGAGAGGCGUGGCUUGGAAGUACUCAUGAAGCACUUCAAGAGGAUGUAUAACCGGCUGACGCGCUCCCUGGAUGAACAAGAGGCCAUAGUCCAGGAACUGGUGAGCCUCCGCGCGGCGGACCGAGCAGCGGGCGACUAUCCGAGGCAGUUCGGCGUCGGUGACGUCGUCACGUACGGCGACGAGCGCCUGGCAGUGGUGUACGGGUGCUCAUCAUACUACGAGGCCUCACAGCAUUUCCACGGAGCCUCACAGUUUCCCCUCGCUCUCAUCUCCUACGACGGCCACGUGGUGUGA
Molecule: messenger RNA, 756 nt
Organism: Pollicipes pollicipes
Lineage: Eukaryota; Metazoa; Arthropoda; Thecostraca; Pollicipedomorpha; Pollicipedidae
Exons: 6
Coding region: 1-756 (251 amino acids)
Source: RefSeq, a predicted model, not a curated record